Messenger RNA from Chironomus riparius, 671 nucleotides. The record is from the annotation of a GenBank genome assembly. NCBI's taxonomy places the organism in Eukaryota, Metazoa, Arthropoda, Insecta, Diptera, Chironomidae.
UCGCAGCUAUUGAGUAUCAUAACUUCAGCAAUCUUCUUAGCGAAUUAUUUGCAAAGUUCCAAAAGUGUUCUUUUAAAAAAAGCCAAUUAAAAAUCUAUUCAAAAUGAAAUCAUUUGUUGCAGUUCUUUUUGUUGCCUUCGUUGCCUCAGCUGUUUAUGCUGAUGAAGAAGUUUCAAAGAAGGAAAAACGUGGACUUUCAUAUGGAUUAGGAUAUGGCAGUGGCUUAGGAUAUGGUAGCAGCUAUGGAUAUGGAAGUGGAUAUGGAUAUGGAAGUGGUUAUGGAUUAGGAAGUACUUAUACAGUCGGAUCUCCACUCGUUAGCGGAUAUUCAGCAGUUUCAGCUCAUCCAGCAUACUACGGUAGCUCAUUAGGAAGCACAUACGGCAGUUCAUAUGGUGGUUAUGGAUAUAGCGGACUUGGAUCAUACGGAUAUGGCUCACCAUACAGCUACUCAUCAUAUCCAGUUUACAAAUCAUACUCAUCUUACCCAUACAGCUCUACUUAUUAUGGCAAUUACAACCAUGGACUUUACGGAUCAUACCCUUAUGGUGGCCUAGUAUACUAAGUCAUUGAAAUUCGAUAAAAAAUUUGACUUUCCCACGCACUGCCUGGAUGGUCUCAAAGAGAAAAGCCAAAAAAAAUCAUUUUGUGUAUACUCAUGACUCGUUUCC